GCAGCCUGCCCGACGUGCAGCUGGAGGCGGCUCGCUGCCUGCAUGAGCUGUCCCACUCCAGUGACGCUGCCGUGGCUGAGGCGUGCAUGCCCGUCACCUCCUACCUCCUGACCUACCUCUCGGGACACAGCGUCAAGCUCAUGGUAAGGUCCAUGCUCCUGUCGCCCUCUCUGGCCCCAGUAAGCCUCCAGUAGCAAUUGGGUGCUGAGUGCUCCAGUUUUGGCCAGCUGGAGCCUGCUGAGGCUCAUACAGGAGCACUGGUUGGAAGGGACCCUCUGGAAGUCUCCGUUCCAGCCUUCCCCAUGGAGCGGGACCUCCUUCUGCUGGCCCGGGGCAGCUGUGGCUUUGUCUGGCCCAGUCCUAGAAACACACACGUGUGGAGAUCCCUGUCCCAAAACCAAGAGGACUUCGUUUCCAUCGUGUUUGCACCUCCUUCCAGGUAGUGGCAGGCUGACGUUGAAUGUUCCCAAGCCGCCCCUAGGCCAGGCAAACCCAGCCCAGCACUCCUGGCCUGCCCUGCAGCCCUGUGUCCUGCUGCAGCCUCACCGGCGUCACCACCCCUGGGUGGGUGUGGGGCAGUACUCAGGUGUAACGCUGUCAGCACCAAGCUCAGGGGAACAUCCCUGUGUCGUACUCUGACACAGCCCAGCACACAGCAGCUUGCCACAGUUGUACUGAGUUCUGUGUAGCCCUGUGAGCCCGCUGCAGCUGCAGGCUGUUUGUGGAAGUGGGUGCUGCGGGCUGUGGGUCUCUGACUCCAGCAGCAGGCGUGUGGCCGGGCCCUUGAUGCAGGCUGGGUCUGGCGGUGCCCGCAGAAGCUGUGGCUGGAGGUCAGCAGUGCAGUGGCUCCAGGAGGUCCCUGCAGAGUCUGCGACACUGGAGGGGGAGGCUGAGCUUCACUGGGAACAGGGGUAGCUGGGAGAGGCCAGCAAAUCCCAUCUGUGUUUGCCCCUCUGGAGCCAGUCUGUGCCCUGCUCAGGCAGAGGGUGGCCAGGCUUGCAUGGACCCAGAGGCUUUGCCAGCUGCUCUGGGUGCCCUGGUGUUCCUCUAGGGGAAUGCUGGCGGGGAUGACCUGCUCUCGGGUGUGUUUCAGGAGCUGUGUUUGUACACACUGGGCAACCUGGUAGUGGAGAGCGAAGCUGUGAGGAAGAAGCUUCUGCCUCAGGGCAUUAUUCCAGUGCUGGCAUCCUGCAUCCAGUCCCCACAUGAGGCUGUGCUGGAAGGUCUGGGUUACGUCUUGUCGCAGCUCCUCCAAGCCAAGGAAGCCCCCACAGAGAUCAUCCCCCUGGUUCUGGACUCUGUUCUCCCCCAGCACAUGCUUCGACUGGUUUGCUCUGGCCUCAAGUUUGGGACAGGAGCUGCAGUAGAGUUUGCUUGGUGCCUCCACUACAUUGUUUGUAGCCAUACAGCCAAUGUGGAGCUGAUGUCGCUGGGAGCUGUGCCUGCUCUUACCUCGCUCUUGUGUGACAUCGCUUCCGAAAUCUCCGAAAGCGAUUCUGAGGGCCUGGAGCUGCUCACCUGCCCGGUUCUGCGGUGCCUCGGCAAUCUGCUCGCAGAGGAGACGGGCUGCAAAGUCCAGCCGCAAGAUGAGCGCCUGCUCGUGGCCCUGUUCAUAGUCAUGCAGUGCUACCUGCAGCAGCACCCGUUCAUCAUCCCGGAGAGCCUCUGGCUGCUAAACAACCUCACAGCGGAUGAGCCCUUCUUCUGCUCUGCUCUGCUCUCUAUGGACUUGCUCCCAGCCCUGCUGCAGCUCUUGCCACAUUCCCAGACAGUGAGCAUGUUGGUCCUGACAGUGCUGUGCAACAUAGCGGAGAAGGGCCCAGCCUACUGCCAGCAGCUGCACCAGCAGGCUGCCCUUCCCCUGCUGCUGCACGUUCUUGUGGUACCCGACCCCGAGGUGGUGGGGCAGUGCCUGGAGCUGCUGCAUCUCCUCUUCCUGCACUGGCCACAGGUUGCUGUUGACUUCAUCAGGCAAGGAGGGCACCAGACCCUUGAGCGGCACCAGAGCACCCCAGAACUCCAGGAGCGGGUGCGAGCACUGCUGGACAUGGCCCUGCAGCCACUGGGUGCCUGUGCGUUUAGUUCUUCAUCUUCUGCAUUGUCCACCUCCCAGAUGACAUAACCUGCCCUCCUGCUCUGAGGAAGAAUGAACUGUUCACUCCGCGCCCUGCUCUCGUACACCGUUGCCCGAGGGCUGGUUAGGCAGUCAGACUAACUGCAAGCAGCAGUGCUGGCUGUAUAGGAAUGCUGGUCCUGGUGUCCUUGUCAUUGUGUAAGCACUGCCAGGCUGCCCUGUGCCUCCCCACAACGUGGUGCAGAGGCAGAGCUGAGCUGCAGUCAGUGCAGGAAGGCUCUUGUUACUGCAGAGGGGCUGUACAAACCCUGCUGGAUUUGCUCCUUCCUCCUGCAUCUCUUUUUGGUGCUGCAGUUUUAAACCCAACACGUGAUGCUUAGGAUAAGCACAUACGUUUAUGUGAUUGAUUAAGUUAAAGAUACACAUUUUACAUUAAAGAUCAUGAGUAAAGAGUU
This is a messenger RNA of Numida meleagris (helmeted guineafowl), 2529 nucleotides long. RefSeq names its product transmembrane and coiled-coil domains 6 (gene TMCO6). Bases 1316 to 2122 code for a protein of 268 amino acids. NCBI's taxonomy places the organism in Eukaryota, Metazoa, Chordata, Aves, Galliformes, Numididae. The transcript is spliced from 8 exons. Gene Ontology annotation, molecular function: protein binding. The record is from RefSeq and is a predicted model, not a curated record.